Molecule: messenger RNA, 6308 nt
Organism: Larimichthys crocea (large yellow croaker)
Lineage: Eukaryota; Metazoa; Chordata; Actinopteri; Sciaenidae
Gene: atg9b
Product: autophagy related 9B
Exons: 13
Coding region: 644-3079 (811 amino acids)
Biological process (GO): reticulophagy; piecemeal microautophagy of the nucleus; protein localization to phagophore assembly site
Cellular component (GO): autophagosome; phagophore assembly site
Source: RefSeq, a predicted model, not a curated record
UGACGUUUUGUUGACAUUUGUUUGUGAAAGACAAAAACAGUGGACACACACGGAGGAUGGUGUAUUUUUGGAAACCUACAAACGGGACCCCUCGGGGACAGACUUGAAGGCCACCGUGUCGCGAUCAAAACAAAGCCGGGUGUGUGUGUUUAAACUCCGGUCAAGAUUUGGACUCUGUUGUUUUUUUUUUAAUGUUUUUUUUUAAAGCAGAUCCAGAUCAGCAGAUGGACGGACCGAGUCGGGAACAAAAACAAACCGUGUCACCCCGGACUUCAGGAGAGGCUGAAUCAUUCACAGGCUAACCUGCCAGCUGUCAGUUCACUUGGGUUAUAAUAUUAUAUAUAAAGUUAACUGACAUUCAUUAGCCAACCCGCCGAUUAAUCGUGUGUAUUAAUGCCCAACCGCUGCCAAGUAUAUUACAUGUUACCAUAGCAGCGGCGGAGUUCCACAAACCGUUGUCCGUUGGGCUAGCGAGUUAGCAGGCUAACGUUAGCCGUUGCUAACGUUACCCCGGUUUGAACUGCUGAGGGGGCUAGCUCGCACAAUGUGCUGAAGGUUUCAGCUCCUGCAUUCAGUGUUUAUUAUUUUUUUAACUACUAAGUAGCUCAGUCAGUCGGGAGCGACCAUAAGAAUGUGAAGCACAAUGGCUAACUUUGAAGCUUACCAGGAGUAUCAGAGAAUCGAGGACUUUGAGGAGGACUCACCACCCGGGGAGGAGGACUUACUGGUGCAUGUGCCCGAAGGCCUGAAAGACUCAUGGCACCAUAUCAAGAACCUGGAUAACUUCUUCACAAGGAUCUAUCAUUUUCAUCAAAAAAAUGGCUUCGCUUGUAUGAUGUUGUCAGAGUUCUUUGAACUUGUUCAGUUUUUGUUUGUUGUCACAUUCACAACGUUCCUUGUCAACUGUGUGGAGUACGAUGUCUUGUUUGCCAAUCGAGCGGUGAACCACACCGGGCCGGGCCAGAACCCUUUGGACAGGAACAAGGUCACUCUUCCAGAUGCCAUCUUACCUAGCCAGCAGUGCACUCAGAGAAUUCAAGACAAUAGCUGGAUUAUAUUCCUUCUCAUCAUGGCAGCCAUCUUCUGGAUCUAUCGGCUUGUCAAAGUCUUUUGCAAUGUUCUGAGCUACUGGGAGAUCAGGCAGUUCUACAUCAAAGCACUGAAGAUCAGAAUGGACGAACUAUGCAACUUCACAUGGCAGGAAGUGCAGGGCCGGCUCAUCAGCCUGCAACGAGAACAGCAAAUGUGCAUACACAAGAAAGAGCUGACAGAGCUUGACAUCUAUCACCGCAUCCUGCGAUUCAAGAACUACAUGGUGGCUAUGAUAAACAAAUCACUGCUGCCAGUGCAGCUGCAACUCCCCCUGCUGGGCAAUGUGGUGUUCCUCACCCAGGGCCUCAAGUACAACUUUGAGCUCAUCCUCUUCUGGGGUCCCGGCUCUCUGUUUCAGAAUAAGUGGAACCUGCACCCCAAGUACAAGCGGAGUGGAAACCGCCUGGAGCUCGCACAGCAGCUCAGUAGAGUCAUCCUGCUCAUGGGUUUGGCCAACUUGCUGCUAUGUCCGUUCAUCCUGGUGUGGCAGGUGCUCUACGCUUUCUUCAGCUAUACCGAAGUGAUCCGCAGGGAACCUGGAAGCCUGGGUGCACGACGCUGGUCCCUGUGGGGUCGUCUAUACCUGCGGCAUUUCAAUGAGCUGAACCAUGAGCUAUACGGACGCUUAGGCCGUGGCUACAAACCCACUUCCAAAUACAUGAACUCCUUUACAUCACCACUGCUGACUGUGCUGGCAAAGAACAUUGCCUUCUUCUCAGGCUCGGUGUUGGCUGUGCUCAUCGCACUGACAGUCUAUGAUGAGGAUGUUCUGACAGUGCAGCACAUUCUUACCGCUAUCACUGUUCUGGGAGUUGUUAUUACUAUCACCAGGUCCUUCAUCCCAGAUGAGCAUAUGGUGUGGUGUCCAGAGCAGCUGCUGCAGUGCAUGCUGGCACACAUUCACUACAUGCCAGACCACUGGAGGGGCAAUGCUAACAAGAGCGAGACCCGUGACGAGGUGGCGCAGCUGUUCCAGUACAAAGCGGUGUUCAUCUUGGAGGAGUUGCUCAGCCCUAUUGUCACACCCUUCAUCCUCAUCUUCCUCCUGAGGAAUAAAUCACUAGAGAUCAUUGACUUCUUCAGGAACUUCACCGUGGAGGUGGUUGGAGUCGGAGACAUCUGUUCCUUUGCGCAGAUGGACAUCAGACGUCAUGGAAACCCAACAUGGUUGUCUGAGGGUCAGACGGAGGCCUCCAUUUACCAACAGGCUGAAAACGGCAAGACCGAGCUGUCUCUCAUGCAUUUCACCAUUAAGAACCCACGCUGGCAGCCGCCUCAGGAGAGCUCAGUGUUCAUCAGCCACUUAAAGGAAAAGGUGCAGCACGAUGCACAGGGCGGCCCCUCCACCCAAUUGCUGCUCUCUCAGGCUCCUCUCUGCACCUCACUACAGUCCAACGAGUCUGCCACUGGGACUGAUAAUCUGUUGGCCAGUGUACUGGCCCACCCCAUUCUAACUGCGUCGGGACUACAAGGGCGAGACCAUCGCUUCAUCCCACCAAGCACCACUGCUUCUGCUGCUGCCAGUGUCCUGGCCUCUCUGUCCACAUCGCAGCUUGCACAUCCCAGCCGCGGCCGCUCACAUGGCCUCCUGCCCUCAUCCGUCCACCCCGAGAGCACCAUGUACCGCAGCGAUCGCACUAUCAUUGACAGUAUGACUAACAGUGACUCUCGCAUCCGGAGCAAUACACUGCACUCAGAGUUUGCCUCGGCAGAGAUGAGUCUCCAUGCAAUCUAUCUGCAUGAGCUCCACCAGCAGAGCUCCCACCCACAGAGAGCAUCUGGGCAGUGGCAGAACCCAGUGCCAAUGAGAGAUCUGCACACAAAUACUGGUUUCCAGGCACAUAGUGGCCUCAGUUCCAGCAUUUCCAUGCCCACGCCUGUCCACCUUGGUCAAUGGCAAGAGGAGGAAGAGGAAGAAGAGGAUGAAAACGAUCAGGAGAUUAACAGUGGAUCUACUCCAAAACAGGGCGCUGGGAGUAGUUGUUGAAGUGCCUUAUGUCAUAAGGUAUAUGCUCUCUUUUAAACACAUGUCAGCGAUCUAUGUUUCGUGGUUCUUUAUCCUGUGACAUUCUUGUUUGUUGAAACUAAUAACAAAUGGCCUUUUAUCCUACAAAGGGAUACAACGCCAUGAUAAUUUCUCCUCUCUUUUUUUUUAUAGUGUUUACAUUUUUCUUUCUUCUAUGAACAUUGUGGCCUUAGAUGAUCUUCAUGGAGAAUUUAGCAUGGACCUUUUUAAAAACAUCGUUCAGCGUUUGUUGUAGGAAGGAGUCAUUGAAUAACCACUGUCUCUGCACCUCCACGCCUCAUCCUGUCACAUCAGGCAGACUAUGGCAUCAGGGAAACCAUAUGUCUUCCGUCCGUCUCAUCCUGACUUUUGUCACUGACCUGUACAGAUAAAACUGCGUGUGAAGUGACAGAGAGAUAGUGCGUGCGUUCAUAGGAUCACUGUGUGAUGGUGGGUGUGGCCAAUUUUUAUUGUGGAAUGCAAAAAGGCUCGUCGUGACUUCUGCUGAGCCUGUGUGUGUGCACAAUUCAAGCAUUUGUGCUUUUCUCACAGAGUGGUGUCUUGAUCUGUGAUCUGCAAAGACUGCAGACUGUAUUGUAGCUGCCUGAACAAUUUUAAUUUUUCACCUGGAAAGAAAAUAAUUAACUCAACCUUUCAAGUUGUGCUGUUGGAUCCCCGGUGGUGUGUAAAUAUACUUUUCCAUCUUACUUAUCCUUUUAAAGGUCCACAUUUUUACUACCAGAUCUAAUCCUUGAAAAAGAUACCAAGUAUUGCUAUGAUAAAGAACGUCUGUACAGAAGCCGUACUACUAAAACACCAUGUGUAGCUGGUGAAAACCCUAUUGGGCUUGACAAAACAUGUCUUUAAACCAGAUAUACACAUGCUUUAAUGCUGCUGCCUGUGUUUAGUAGUCCUAAAUACAGAUUUUAUUCAGUAUUAAUAUUUAGACAGCUGAUGUAUCAAGACAUUACUGUUUCUCAAAAAUAGAGCUGAAUUCAUGGGCCCCAAAUACACUUGGCGUCAAAAUCUGAUGCAGAUAUAAGAUGUCUUUUUAAGUCUAUUCAAGCUGGACAUGAAGUCAGCUUUAUGCCUUAACACCAAUAUAAAAAAAAAACAUAUGUACUUAAAUCCUGGUUUUCCAUAUUACCUCAGUGGUGGUGAAGAAAAACUAAUACUCCAACCAAUACCUCUGCAGUGUAUUUACUCUUGUGUAAAUAUAUAUACAGUACAUAAAAGUUUAUUUGCAGUGUACAGAUGCAUCUUUUAACUGCAUUUUGAUUUUAAUGGCAGGUGUAAAUGGAAUCACUUUCACUUUCUGUUCAUAUUUCUUGCCCAGCAAAUGUUUUUGAGUCCAGAGUCGAUGUCCUAAAAAUCUUUAGAACAAAACAGGGUGUAUUGCUUUUACAAAUCGUUGUUGUGCACAUUAUUUAGUUCAUGUGCUACCCUCAAAAUGCUCACAAUAAAAAUGGAACUUCCUUAUAAGGGCUGAUUUCAGAGCGUGCACUGUUUAGGUUUAGGUUUUGAAGAUUUUUAGGCAGCAGUUCCUCUCAGUGUUGGCUUUAUACUUUUCAAAAGUAAGAGCAUAAAGAGAAAAAACUGCCUUUCCACAGUCGGCAUACUUUCUUAGCUUUAGGUUUAUUUAUUUCCCGUUUCCCCAAUGAUAUUUAAUUGAUAUUUGUGUAAUAUUUAUUUGAAAAGAAAAUAUUUUGAUUGUUUUUGUCAAAUCAUUUACUUUCACAAAAGCAUAUGAUCUUGUUGAUUUAAAUAAAAAAAAUAAAAAAUAAAAAAAGGCAUGCACUCCCCCCACUGAAAGUAGUUAUAAAAAAAAUAAAAAAAUUGUGAUUCUGAAUUUCUGAGAUUUAUUAAUGAAAAGAUAAGGCCAGCAGCAUGAUGUUGAAUGUGAUUUACACUUAAAAUAAACUUGGACUAAAUCUGCUUGUUGAUGCAGUGCGUAAAAUAUCUUUCUACCCAUUUCUUUUUAUUGCAUCCUAAACAACAAUAUAGAUAUAUCAUCAUCAUCCGCGACUGCAAGACUUCAUAGGGCACACACACGUGUCUUUGCCCUCUGUGUGUUUAGGAAGUAUUACACUUUUGUUUUGUGAGCGUGUCUGUGGAAGGAAUGCGUUUUUUUUGACACCUGCGUAAUUUAUGCUAACAUGAAUUUUUGCACUGAGAGAAAAUAAAUCACUUACAACAGUUUAGAAAGGGCAGGUCUCAAAAGGGACACUGAGUCAGUCUGAGUGACCUCUUCUCAUUGUUUGUAUAUAAGCAAAGCAUCAGCACGUAUUGUAUCGUCGUUGUCCACAGCAGGCCACCUGGAAACACUGUGGCCAAAUCACAUAAGGUCACUCUUACCUCUGGUCAGUAAAUAAAAAUAAAAAAAACACCCUGUAGGGGGAUUAUGUGUUUCUGUCACACUGUUAAAUAUGCUUACAUAGAUAUUGUGGCCACUGUCCACUUGUGCAGUGAGUUUAUCAUUGUAGAGACACUGGAGCUCAGCUUUGUGCACAGAGUUGAUGUCUUUUGACAGUCUCCACAUUUACACCUCACUGUUAGGUUUGUCAUUUUUUAUUUUAUUUUCAGCAGUGCCUUAGUAUUAAGGUUUAGUAUUUGCUCUGUAUAGAAGCCAUUCUCGUGUAAACUAUUGGAUUUACUUUCACAGAGUUAGCAGCACAUACUAUGUACAGUAUUUUAUUUGGCAAGUCAUUGUGUCUAGCAUCAAGUAUGUAGUGAAGUUGUGGAUGUAGCUUGGAAGUUGCAGACUGAUCUUGUGUCAGUCCGUUGCAUCUGACGGCACACUCUUUCUUAUCAUGGUGUCUAAAAUUGCACUGUCCUCGAUGUCCUACAGAAGCAGGAGUAUGCCUUGUAAUUGGCAGUGUCAUCAUGGCCAACCUUCUCACCAUACUAUGGUUUGUUAUCCACUAUACACCAGUCUAAGAAUCACAGUGACUGGAACAAGGUGCUAAGUUUUCAUCCUGAAAUGUUGACUAUGUUUUAAGACAUUUUUUUUGUUUUGUUACAUAGGUUUGUCUGUCUGUUUUUUUUUUUGUUUGUUUGUUUUUGUUUGUUUGUUUUUUGUUCUGUAAAUUAAGAAACACUAGCUGAAAAAUGAAACAUGCCAAAAGAACUUUUUCGGCACAGCUUUACAAUACAUGUGUUGUUUUCUGUGAGUGAGUAGAGAGGCAAAUAAAUCUUAUUUUGAGUGUAUUUA